AUGUCGAAUACUUCUUCACAAUCUAGUACUCUCUCGGAAACAAUUAAGCUCGAAUCGAAACGUCUGUCCGGGCCCAACUGUUGGGCGUGUAACACCAGACAGCCGCAGAUCUGCCAUGUAGUUGCGCAGCAUGAUACACAAAUAGAAAUAUGGGAAAAAGCUGGGCUGUUUAACUUCGCGUACAAGUCGGUGGCCAAUGCAAUUCCCUUAUGUCCCUCAUGUCACGUCGAGUUUGAUCUUGCCAUCGACCCUGGGUACAUCUUCUUCCCAGCAGACCUUCACUUUUUUAUAAACUUCGAACUUGAGGAUCGCGAGCGGCGCCGCCUAACGGCUGAAAGUGGUUUCCCUGUGAAGCGGCAAGUACCAACAGCAAAGGACUACAAAGAUCAUCAAAUACGAAAUGGAAGCAUAUCUCCAGAGGACGUUGGGGGUUUAUAUAGACGUGUGUUUCUAAAAAAUUUCCUCCAUGAUGGCAUGUUCCCCUCGAUUAUCCCCACAUUAACCACACCAAAAUGUUGGCACGGCGACCCAAUGGCUUCACUUCGGCGGGCGAUCGCUGCCCUGGGGAGUCCCAGGAUCUAUGUUAUAAACCCAGAAACCCGUUCCUCUUUAGAACAGCUACGGGACUUAUACUUUUCCGACACAGCCGAGAGACAAAUUCAAGAAAAUCUUCAACACGGCCAACAACCAACACAGGCGACAAAACGUUCCCAGAAUGAAGUCACUGAAGAAAGUGUAAAGAAAAGGAAAGGAAAGACCGUUGAGGAUAGUCAGGACGUGGAUGGGCCUGGUUUGGGUUUUAAUCUUGAAGCAGGCGACACCUUUAUUCUUGGUCCAACUAUGACUGCCAAUGAAGUUAUACAAAAGUAUGCACCAGUUCUUGAAAUUGUAUAA
Messenger RNA from Microsporum canis CBS 113480, 894 nucleotides. RefSeq lists its product as hypothetical. NCBI's taxonomy places the organism in Eukaryota, Fungi, Ascomycota, Eurotiomycetes, Onygenales, Arthrodermataceae. The record is from RefSeq and is a predicted model, not a curated record. The transcript has 2 exons. Bases 1 to 894 code for a protein of 297 amino acids.